ACAAUAACUGCGUGCAUUGUAUUAAACUGUGUUCAUUUUUUUAUUAUUAUUUGUAACAUCUCUAGACGUUGUGUUUGAUAACAAAAUCGGAAAUCAUACAGAAAAUCACGUCAAUUUUAUAGACAAUUUAAAAUAUAGUAUAGUCGAAACCAAAGGGGAUACAGAUGUUUUGAUGAUUUACUGAGUGAGAGAAAUUGUUGCGUUUCAAUUAUAAUUAUUGUCAAUAUGACAAAAUUCAACUGCAUAAUUAUUGUGAAAAUAGUUUAGUAUGCAAAACGGUGCUGAAUUUUAAAUAACUACGUAUAAACAAUGGCCACAUUAGAAAAGCCAAAACUAAAGAAAAAGAAGAAGGUGCGUCCAAGCAGCAUUGCUGAAGAAUCCAACGAAAAUGUACAAUGGUCAAAUGCUGACAUUGAAUUUCCCAGCACAUCGACUAGCGAUGAAAUCGAAAUUAUUUCACAACCAGAUGAUGAAGCCAUUUGCAAACUAUUAGCAGCAUUGCCAGUGGCCAGUGAAAGUGUGCACAGUCCAAACGAAGAAUCGAAUGAUCUAGAUGAAACUAAAGACAAACCGACAGAUGAAACCGAAAUCGCAUCGGUGACUGACCAACUUACUGAAUCCGUAGACAACCAAGAUACCAUUGAGCUCGAUGAGACGAAAUCAGUGGAUAAUGAAAAUGUGAUCGUUGACGAGGCAAUGGCCGGAAUGUGUCAAACCGAAGUAAGAGAAAAUGAGUUCACCUCCGCUGAACCGGAACAAGUUGCUCCAUCUGCUCCGUCAGCACCGGAAAUCGAAGAUUUGGAUGAAUCACAAAUGGAUAAGCCAUUACAUGCGUUGAUCUAUCCGAACUUACAAGGCGCACAGUCUCUAGGCUUGGUCAUGAAUUUCGUGAACGCAACAAAGGAACGAAUUAAUUUACAGCCAUUCACAAAUGUACAGCUGAAAGAACUGUACAAUAAUCCCGAAUCGAUGGUGGCUGAAACGUUUGAAGCCGAUUUUAUCAAUACAGAACUAAAUAAUACCCACAAAGAUCAUCCGCUAUUCGAAUUAAUCAAAAAAUAUUCACACAGUCGUUAUAAUUUGAAAGUGAAUACAUUGGAUUUGCACAGUUACAUUAAAUGUUUUCAAGAGAAUUCACAAAAAGUGUGGAUCAUUGAGAAUCGUAUCACAUCGUAUGAAGGUGUAUGUGCUGAUGGCGAACGAAUUCGAAAAAAUGAACUAUACGAAUAUGCCGUGUUAAAUGAGCAAACAUUCCAAAAGCUGUCAUCAAAUUUGAAUAAUACGCUGCAAUUGGUGUGCUACAGUUUUAUGACAAAUUUAUACGCAUGUGAAUCGUAUCGAACUCAGAUCGAGCAAUGUAUUCGUGAAUUACUUGGGCAUCCGGCAUUUGCAUCGAUUCGAACAUCAACACCAAUUGCACUCAACAAAAAACUUAACGCUGACAUAUUGGAUGCGAUGAGAGAGGUUCGUGUCACAAUAUCGGUGUUAUUUGGUUUUUUGCGUCGUCAAGUGCCUGACAAAGAAUUUAGCAGUGACAUUAAGAAAUGGCUUGAGAAAUUGGCUGCAUAUUAUGUGCGCGUGGCUACGUGGCAAGAUCAUUUGUUUCUCAUUUAUCAUGUGCUAAGAUGUCCGCCGGGUAUCUCAUCUUGGGCGACGGCUCUCAUUCAAAUACCCAAUGCAAAAAUCAACGAAAUUACACCAUUCGCCAGCGAUGAAAUCAAUCAUUGUGUGACUUUUCUCAAAGUGAUUCUUAUGCCAACCAAACAACGUACCCAAUUUUUGGCCAAUUUAUAUACCGAAAAUGGUCCAAUCGAUGCCACUGCAGAAGACUUAUGGAUUAUCAUUGAUUCAGAUGGUGAGGAAGACAACACGCCAGCCGGUGAAUGCGCCAAACUCAAAGAAAAUGAUUUGAUCGCACUGCUCAAUCAAGUACCAUUUGAGAAUUUAUUCCGAUCGAUGACCUUCACAACAUUGAAUGGUGAUUUUAAGAAAAUUAACAAAAACAUGAUAACCGGAUAUCAUUUGCUGAAAUUUAUUGCAUUCUCAACGAACUUAGUCGAACUCUUGGGCGAAGGACUGAAAACAUAUGCAAAUGAAAAAUAUAGACAAUUUGCCAAACUUUUAAGCCGUUUGGUGCGACACUCGGUUCAAUAUGUAUCGGAUAUGCAUUCGUUGUUCAGAUCGAGUGAUGUAGUGAAAGAUGACCAGUUGUGCGCACGGAUUCAGGUUGAAUUCGAUACAUUCGUGUCACGAUCAAGUAAUUACAUUUAUUUAUCACGAUUUUUGGGUGCAUGGCAAUACUUGGCCACUUUACCAUUUUCUGAGCUUCACAUAACCACCACUUGGAAACUAUACUACAUGUUAACCUCUGGUUUUUCAAAGGAUUUAAUUGAAAAUGUUACAGACGAUUUUCAAGUAAAAACGUCACAAAGUGCCUUUUUGGAGCUGUUCAAUGACAUUGUCAUCGAUGUUCCAGCCGAAGAUAUGUACUAUUUGUUGCAAACAUUCGCAUCGAUGGCGUUGGCAAGAGAAAUAAACGACAUCGAAUUCAUACGAUGUGUAACGACCGAUUUAUUUAAAGUUGGAUUCAUAAAUGUGCUCACAAGAGACAAUUGUUAUAAGAUAGUUCGUGAUCUCCUCGUUAAUAUCACAUCAAAGCACACCCAAUUGAUUUCGGACUUACUCAUUUUACUGAAGGAGAAUUUUAAGCUGAUCGAUAAAUACGGACCGUAUUUAUUUAAAUCGUUGCCGUUGGAUGAAUGGCGUCCACCGAUGGAGGUGUUUGAAAUGUCGGCAAAUUGGUUAUUAAAUUUCGGUUUUGAAACGCGUGAAAAUGCAAUGGCCCGUACGAUAUUUAGUCGUUUGAAUUGGAAUUUUGAUAAAACAACCGGCGAACUAUUUUUACCAUAUGAAAUUCAUGUACGAAUGGCAUCGUUAAUUGUGGACGUAUCAUCAAAACAUGUGCCUGAAACGAUUGGAUCGUCUGGAAUAUCGGAGAGUGUUCGUCAAAUGUCAAAUUUGGUAAAAGGUCAAACGCCAAAUCAACAGUUCAUCAUGUGGUGUUGGAAUAUGAUAUCAGUGCUAAGAUUGCAUUCAUUCGAUCAAAAUGCCGAAUUUAUUCGGCGUGCUAUUCGAAAUCCAACGGACGCAUUACGAUUUGUAAAUGAACUUGAACGACUUCCAUCGAUUGCACAAGGCGUUAUGGAAAAUCGUCCGAUUGCCGUUUAUAUUUCCAUCUUAACAACACUGUGGGGUCAUUCGGUACCACAAAUAUGUCAUAAGGGUUUUGCUCAAAUGAACAAUUUACUCAACGAUUAUCGAUAUUCGACUGUGAUUCGAUGCUUACAACUUGUGACACCAUUUUUCUUAGAUUGCCCCGAAAGCCUAUGCAAAUGUGGCAAUUUUCAAUCGAUACUCACUUCAAUUCUACAAGCCGAUCGUACUUAUAUUCGCAUGGCCAAGGAUUUCAUAAGUUGUGAUUAUCCGGGUCCGGUGGUUGAACUAUUUUCAAAUAUGAUUCAAGCACAAAUUAUCGACUAUUAUCAGUUUGAUUUGCAAACACCGGUGUUGCUUGUCACUUUAUGGCUCAAUUGCUUAACCGUAAAUCCACAAUGGUAUAAAGAUCCAAACGCUUUAUACAUUGUUGAUAUCAUUCUUCGCAUCGCAUAUCAAUUCACAGACGCUUGGAUUACAGCGAAGAAUCUAUUCAAAAUUUUCUGCAAGAUUCAUAACGAACAAAAAUCGAGUGCAUCAUCAACGUUUAUACCAUUUCUGGGCGGUUCACAGCCAACCGGUUUCUUUUCGAUACAUUCAGCAACAACGCCAUGGUUGGCUCUUUUAGUUUUGGAAAUUGAACAUGAAAUGUUCGAAUUGGAGACCAAAUUAUGGCCAGAGAUAAUUCGUCAAUUACACGGAGCAUCUGGAAAAUGUUCGAUGGACAAUAUUAUUAAGAAUGCAUCAAAAUCAGUUGGAUGUGCAUCGUUUCCAGGAAAUUCGAUGGUCCUCUAUAAAUUGGCGAAUUUAAUUCUAACUGUACCGCAACACGAGGAGCUGUUGCCAAUAUUUUGUCAAAAAUUCUUCCAUCUGUAUUUGACUCGCAUUCGAUUUACGUCGGACGAAGAGCGUUUCACCGACGUUUUUGGUGUGGCCGAUAAAUUUUAUGAUGCCAACAUUUCGUUGAUGAAAAAAUUGAAAAAAAUCUUCAUCGAUUGUGCGAAAUUUGAAAAAGAGCGUUCAAUCAAAUCCGAUGAUCAGACUUUAUCCGAAUUGUUUAGUGCCCGAUCGAGACUUUACAAUAGUUUCGAACUUUGGUUGGAGGAGACGCGCUUAAAUAAAAUACUUCAUCUUCGAUUGGAAUCAUUUCCGCCGGCUUACGAUCUAAAUCGGCUUGCAUUGAUUUUUGGAAAUAAUACCGCACACUGGACGGAAUACAUUCAACUGUCAGCAAUUCGGCAAAUUCAACGAGAUGGAGCCAAUUCAUGGUUACGUAGAUGUUUGCGAUAUGUUGCUGCAAGUAAGCAAACAACAUGCACAUCAAAGGCGACAAAAAAUAUCGAUCCAGCUGAUAAUAUAGUUCGUUUAUUGGACUCAUAUGAUGCACCAAUUGCACCACCUAUUGUACCUAUUGAACCGUUGCUGGUUAAGAAAAUGACCAUGCCCGAACUCAAACGUAAUGUUUUGCGAACGAUGCAAAAUGAUUUCAAAAAACUCGAUGAACUGUCACGAAUAUUCCAUAUGGAUGUACAAGAAUUGAGCUCACUGGAUAGCACAUAUAAAGAAAUGCUACGCAUUUUGCAUGAGAAUAAAAGCCGACAAGAUCGCAGAGAAAUUCGUUGCGGUUCAAUGCUAUCGAGUAAAGCGUGCAAAGGCAGUGUGUUUGUCAAUAUCAAUAUCCCUUACCAUGAAAUCAACGACGUGGUCAGCAGUAAGAUCCAAACUAAUCGUGACCGUCACGAACAGCUCAUAAAUAAAUUGAUUUCCGCACCAUCAUUACAUCAAAUUCUUCCAAUCGUGCAAAUUCAAUUUUCAAUCAAACGCUUGCUCGAAAGCUAUCGAUAUUUCAAGCAUAUUAACGAUGAAACUCAACUCAAGGAAAUCACAACAAUUGCAAACACAUUUUUCUAUUACAUGAUCAAUGCAAUCAAUGAAAAUAUCAAUUCAUUUCAUCCCGCACAAGAUCUCUGCACGGUCAUUUUAUCACAAAUUGGCAUCUUCCUGCAAGAGAAUCAAAACACAGAGGGAAUGAAUUUAUUGAAAACAGCAAUGAAGCGGCCGGAUUUAAUAAAACCGAUUUCGGAUUUAUUUGUGCCAUCGGUCACAAUACCAGAAGUCUUUUUACAACUUUACAAAUUCAUUAUUGACUCUCAUUUGAAACACUGUGAUCCAAAAAUUUUGUUCGUGUUAUUAUCUAAGUUCGAUGUAAAUAGUUGGUUGGCAAUGCAUAAACCAAAAUUAGCCGACAUCAAUCAAUUGGUACAAUUGAUUUUACAAGGUUUGGAAUGUUGGAAUAAAAAUGAAUCGGCCGUCAUUCAAGGAUUGCUACGACGUCAUCUAAUCCAUAUAUUCAUGUAUGAUUUUCCGGAACAUUAUGGUGAAGUAUUACUCAUGGUGUUAAAAGGUUGUUCAGAGAACAAACUCAUGCCAUCUAUUCUGCUGGAGCUUCUGAAUACAAUCUACAAAUUGGCCAAUUGCCCGGAAAUCGAUGCCAAUGCCGAUAUUAGCAAAAUGAAAGAAGACAUUUUAUACUUUGCAACGAGUCAAAAACUAUUUUCGUACCGUGAUCUAUAUGAAACAAUUGCAUUGUUCGCGCGUCAUUUUCAAAAUGAGCGUUUACAACACGGUUUGAAUGGAUUGUAUCCGAUUCAUAAGGAAUAUUGCAAAUGGUUAUCGGCAAUGUUUGAAACAUUUGGUCAUGCGUUAAUUGUGUCCGCCGUUCAUGCAAAUCCGGGAGCUCUCUCCGAUACUUUAAUCGAUUGGAUUUGGCCGAAUGUGUGUGAAAUGUUUUCGCCAUGGUUAUUUCCAUACUAUCCGCAAAAUUUACCAAAUCUCCCAGCCAAUUGGAUUCGACAAUUCAAUACGCCAAUUUUAUUGCCAUGGAGCGAAUUAUAUUCGCAUUAUUCACAAAUUUUAUUACAAUCGUUCAUCAAUUGUAUACAAUUUAUGCUUGACACAUUUCCUGCUUGUGAUUUAAUUCUCACCAAUAUUUUCUAUUGGUAUGAGACGAAUUUCGGUAAUGUGGCCGUACCACGUCAUGUUUUACUUCCGACAAAUACAACGUUAGUGCUUCUGCCGUGGAAUCGCUUGAAACCAACACCGUUGAAUAUUAGCGGAUUUCAUCGAUUGCUUCAACAGUAUCUACCCGAUUGUCAUUCAUUUUUGGGUCAUAUUUUCCUUCGCGUAAAUUGGACACCAUGGCUGUACAAUAACAUCCAUCAAUGGGAUUAUGCGACGAGAAAUCGCAUUUUAUCCACAUUACUAUUGAUGUUUGUUAAAUUAUCGUAUGAACCGGGCGUUCGAGAGAAUGCACAAUUAUUAACGUUAUUACAAGAAGCCCUUGCGUUCCCGUGGUAUAUGCUCGAUUAUCAAGGUAUUGAGGGCACAUUUGAUUGGUAUGUAAUGUCAACGGAACCAUCAUCUAUUUUGUGCUUGAAUUCCGAACAUUCAGCCGUUGACAAUAGCAUCUUGAGUUUGCUACAAACAACAUCAUCAAUCAUAAAUCAUGAAACAGAACAUUCCCAAUCAUCGGUACAAUUGCAAGCAAAACGUAUUUUGUACGUUAAGACCAUUGUUCGAUUGUUACGAUUAUGUGGUUCAAAAUAUCAACAACUUCUUACGACUCAAGAAGGAUCAAAAUCCUUCCAUUCAGCCAUUUCCAAUUUGCUAUCUCUGAUCAAUGGUGUGACGAGCAAAGAGAAUGAAAUGGACUGUAUUAAUAUGAUGAUUGAGAUGGUUGGAUCAAUUCAAUUGCAGGGUGAAUUUACAUCGAGAAUUUUCGUUGAGGCGAUCUCAAUAUGGCAAGCAAGCAAUGAAAUCGGAAAUGUGCUUGUAUCAUCGACUCUCAAUGCAAUUGGAACAUGUAAAUCAUUUUCAAACAAUAUAUUUCUAUUGAUCGAAACGACGGUUUUUAAUUAUUUCAGACAUUUGGAAUCGACAAAAGAUCAACAUUCACCAUCAUGGUCAAAUGUGUUAAGACGCUUAGGACCAACAUUACCAUCAUUUGAUCUACAACAAAUGUUUGAUGGCGAACAUCUAUUGUGUAUUUAUAUUUCGAUGAUUUAUAAAUUAAAGGAGUUACGCGAAAGUGGUGAUCGGAUUACUUAUCUUCAGAAUAUCGGAAAAAUGCUGGAAAAUUAUAAAUCAUCAUUAAAUACUGAAUCAAAAUUGGUGAUCAUUUGGGGUCUGUUGAUAACAUGUGGCUUCACACUUCUCGAAACCAAUUCAAAUGCAAAAGAGCCAUUGUUGACAUUGGCCAGACACUUAAAAUCAACAUCGAAUGUAUCGGAUGGAUGGAGCGAGGGUAUUUUGGGUGCCAUCGGCUUGAAAAAGGAGACAACAUCAAAUAAACGCAAAAUUAUUGCGAAAUGCUUGGCAUGCAUAAUCUUUUCAUUGUUUUUGGAAAGUAAAAGUCAAAAUAAGGAAUACGAACAGGCGUUGGAAGACUUGAAGAGUUCGAUAAAAUCGAAGAAAUUUGCAGACAUUCGAUCCGUGGCGCAAGCAACCAUUGAUAUCGUUGAAAAUCAGUCAAAAUCGUCAUCAAACACCAAAGAAAAUAUUUGCGCUUUAAUUCGACUGUUUUACAGUGACUGCUUUUUAACGACGCUGGAGGAAGUUUGGUCAUUCUAAGUCGCUUUUUCCAACUCAACAACUAUACAUCUAGUUUAUCUCUAUAAAUGUUCAUUCGAAAUGAAAUAUUUUAUAUGCGCAAAAAAUUGACAAAUUUAAAUAGAUAAUGAAAAAAUUUAUUUCUUUUACAAUAAGAUA
Messenger RNA from Contarinia nasturtii (swede midge), 7980 nucleotides. RefSeq names its product ectopic P granules protein 5 homolog (gene Epg5). Gene Ontology annotation, biological process: autophagosome maturation. The transcript has 26 exons. Lineage: Eukaryota; Metazoa; Arthropoda; Insecta; Diptera; Cecidomyiidae. The coding region runs from base 310 to 7842 and encodes 2510 amino acids. Gene Ontology annotation, cellular component: cytoplasm. The record is from RefSeq and is a predicted model, not a curated record.